Vicia faba (fava bean) is the source of this 873-nucleotide messenger RNA. The record is from the annotation of a GenBank genome assembly. NCBI's taxonomy places the organism in Eukaryota, Viridiplantae, Streptophyta, Magnoliopsida, Fabales, Fabaceae.
AUGAAAAGUGCUACAUUCUUAAAGAAACUAGUUGUUGUUAUGACUAUGAUCUCCCAUUGUACACCGUUGAAGAGGACGAAAUCCAUAGAACAUAUGACUACAACUUCAUGGUCUCGUCAAUUAAAGAAUCUUAAAAAUAUGGGAACAUUUCCACAUGGAAAUAUUAUUGUAAACACACCAAACCUUCAUGAAGUAGAAUGGCUGCUUAAUAUGCACACACCUGGAGACUUUAAUUUGACUUUAUAUUAUCUUAUAAAUUCUGAGAAAUUCAAGAUGAAGUUGGGAAAAUUAGAAACAGUUAGAGAUAUUGAUGAAGAGCUUGUUGGCUACAUCAAAAGAGAUUUAGAGCUACAGAUCACAAACAAUCACAAGCUAUUGAAUUUCAUCCCAUCAAUCAUGAUGCACAUACUCUCGCACACAGAAUCUCUCAACUUGAUAGACUGUGGGUGCUUAGAAGAGAUAUUUGAAUCAAAUGACGAUGGAUGUUUCCGUAGCCACGAGCCUUCGCAAUUGACUUCGAUUGAUGUGUCUAAAUGUGAUGAGAUAGAGGCCAUCAUCGGGAAUAAUUGUAAUCCUCUAAAUUAUGCACAACAACAACAGAAGGCUAAGAAGAUGAUAUUCCCAUUGUUAUCCAGAAUUGAACUAAAGAAGCUUUCGAGCCUCAAAUAUUUCUGCCGAAGCUCUUACCCUUCCUAUGUUGAGCUUCCAAAAUGGCAAUACUCCACCAUUCAAAACUGCCCAGAGAAGAAGACCUUUUGGUAUGGUGGAAUAUUAUACACACCAACUCUUAUUACAAUUACAAUGGAUAAUGCCGAAUGUCCCAAGGUUGAAGAUGUGAAUGAGGUUAUAGAAGAAUACAGUAAAUUACAAUGA